GCCGACUAAAAUCUGCCACUGUCGAGGUGCUCACGCGAUGCGUUUCUGUGUUGGAUGCUCUCGACGUCGUCGGCAGCGGCGGUGGGGUGGUGGUGAUCUCUUUUUUUCCACGGAGAGCGACAAAGUGGACACGUUGUAUGUAUGCGAAUAGUAGUCAGCACGCGUCGAGUUGACAGUUCAAUAUUAAAUUAAUUGUCGUGCUCAUACGAUGUCGCGGAGAGAGGAACGCCAAUUCGAUUGAAAGCACACUUAAUUUCAUCAAACCAAUGGUGAGGAAACGUGUAAAGCGAAAGGCCAUUGCUACAAGCAGCUCAAAUAACACUGGGCUUGUAGAAAACAGUGAAAAAAAUUCUACACAAGUGCAUAACAAGGACUUAACAAGUGUCAAAAAACUGUCUCCUGAUCAAGAUAUGACUCACAAUGAUCUUGGCUUAUUUCUAAAGAGACAUGUUCAACCUUUAUCAGAUAAUCCUGCAAGUGACAAAAUCACUAUGACAAAUAAACUAGGAGUCACGAUGUUGGGGACUACAAGUGCUACACGUCGAACAAAAGAUGUGCCAUCAACAUCGACAAAUGGUGCUCGGCUAAGAUCAGUUCAUAAUGAAGAUGAUCAAGUAACACCAAGAUCAAACAGUGAUAUUGAUCCAGAUCAUUUGACAUUGUGGCAACAUCCUAUUGUAACUCUCAAUUAUUUUAUUCGAGAGUUACUCAUUGACUGCCUUAGUUUUGCAAGGAAAGCUUUUCAAUACAGGAGAAGUGUAUUUUGUAUAGUAUCUUUACUUACGUUAUUCUUUGCUCUGGCUAGACUUUCUGGACCACAACAAGAACUUUUUAAAACUUGGGAAGCUCAAGUAAGAUGGUGUUUAUACUGGAUAGGCUUAGGAGUACUUUCAAGUGUUGGUCUUGGAACAGGAUUGCAUACAUUUGUUCUGUAUUUGGGUCCACACAUAGCAGCUGUAACGAUGGCAGCAUAUGAAUGUGGAGCUCUGAAUUUUCCAGAACCACCAUAUCCUGAUCAGAUAAUUUGUCCAACAACUGUAGAUAAGACAUGGGCAGUCACCAUAUUUAAUAUAAUGAGUAAGGUACGCAUUGAAGCCAUAAUGUGGGGAGCUGGAACUGCUCUUGGGGAAUUACCACCCUACUUCAUGGCAAGAGCGGCACGCACUAGUCGACAAAGUAGUAGAGAUCAAGAAUUUGAUCAAGAUGAACUCAAAGAAUUAGAAGCUCUUGAAGCCCUUGAAAGUGGAGAAAAUGUCCCAAUUAUUAUGCGUGCCAAAUUGGCAAUGAAGCAUUUUGUACAGAAGGCAGGAUUUUUAGGAAUAAUGGCUUGUGCAUCAAUUCCGAAUCCGCUGUUUGAUCUCGCUGGCUUGACUUGUGGUCACUACCUUAUUCCAUUUUGGACGUUCUUUGGUGCCACACUUCUAGGAAAAGCCAUUAUUAAGAUGCAUAUACAGCAAUUGGCUGUGAUAGUAGCAUUCAACGAAGAAUUAUUAGAUAAAGCAAUUAGUUUCUUGGCUUAUAUACCAUGGAUAGGUACCAAAUUACAAGAACCAUUAAAGACAUAUUUGGUUGAACAAAAACGAAAACUCCACGAUAAAUCGUCUGCUGAGCACAGUACAACGAUUUCCUGGUUAUUCGAUAAGUUUGUAAUCCUGAUGGUGUGCUAUUUCUUAGUGACAAUUAUUCAUGCGCUAGCGCGUAACCAUCAUCGAAGACGCACAAAGGCAUCAUCUGAUUGACAAACGUUAAAAUUAGAAUAAAUUCAUUUUUAUCAAAAAAAAAAGUAAGGUUAUAUUAGUAUGAUCCACCAUGCACUGUGCAAUCGAGAAAGAAAACAAAGAAAACCAAACUUCGCGGGGAAGAAGUAAUCGAAAUUUCCGCUCCAAUCUUACCUCGAUGUAAAAAUAAUUAUAAUCAAAUGAAGUCCUCCAAUCAAUCUGGUGCAUCAUACAGAAGCAUCUGUUAAAUAUAAAAUACUCCAAUUGACGUACCAUAUUUCGACCCAAAUUUUUUUAUUGCAAAAGGGUCUUUAUAAAACUUUGUACUUGUAUAAGUGCUUCUUGUGAUUAAACAAUAUUAAUUGAUUUUACUGUAAACUAUUUGUUAUAGCGAGGCUUGAGGUCAAAUGCUAGUUUAUGUCGUUGGACCAUACGUUUAUAAUUAUAUUGUAUAAUAAUCGAGAUGUGAAUUAUGUGAAUUGAGCGAACGCUUCUUUGCCGUGACAAAAUAUUUUAAAUGUAAAUGUCAUUUGUCUGUGCACAUGAACACGGAUCAGAAUCGUUCGCACGUUUUUUAUUUAUACAUAAGAUGCCGAUAAUGUGACGUGUUGUACGUGAGUUAGCCGAUCACAUUCCAUAAUUAUUAAAACAACGCGCGUUAUGAAAUAAAAAUGCCAGUUUUUUUUUCGUAUUUGCUUGAAAAACGAAUUUAUCAAGCAGCUAUACUCUGAAGGUACAAUAAAUGGUCAGCGAAGUAAUGUUAACUUCUCGUCACUGUUGAUUGUUAUGAAUCACAUCUGUAGCUUUUUUCAUGCCCUUCUGAGUCAUAUUCAAGUGAACCUUUUAGCAAAUAUAUAUAAUGAUUAUUAUUGUGUAAACUGUGAGGUAUUAAGAUUGAUUUAAGGAAUAUUUGUUCCUCUAAGUGAAUUUCUACAGCUUUAGAAAAAGUUUUAUAUUGAAUAUGUCCAACAAUAAAUUGUUGUGAAGUUAAAGUCCAAAAAAAUAUAGUGUAAUUUCUUGUGUUGUUAGUAAGAUCCUAUUGAAUUUUCUUUGUAUUUAGUGAAAAAUAUUUGUACAUAUAAAUUGUACUGAAAUGCAGUUGUGACAUCAAGCAAUGGACUUUUUAAAUAAACUAUAAAUAUUUAAUUACAAA
Phymastichus coffea is the source of this 2871-nucleotide messenger RNA. It is a transcript of the gene Tango5, whose product is annotated as vacuole membrane protein 1. The record is from RefSeq and is a predicted model, not a curated record. NCBI's taxonomy places the organism in Eukaryota, Metazoa, Arthropoda, Insecta, Hymenoptera, Eulophidae. The transcript is spliced from 6 exons. Bases 267 to 1739 code for a protein of 490 amino acids.